GGCGCACGAGACUCUCAAGUUUGUCCUGGUGUUUGGUGCAUCUCUUUGUCAAUGGGUUUUAAGAAGAGCAGCGUAUUUGUUGUAUGGGUCUCUCCUUGGGUGCUCUGCCUCCAAACUGCUGUCGGACUGGGCUGAGAGAAACCCUCCAUUGGCGAAGGCCAAGCGAAGGCCAGCCGUGCCAAUGGCACGCGGUGCUGUGCCGCUGAGGACGUGUUGUUCACGACUGACGACUGCUAUUGGAUUUUCAGGCACUAUUAUUAUCAGUCUUGUUACCUACUGAAAACCUGCUGUGCAUUCAGCCAUCAGCUUUCUGUUGGCACCCCCAGCCUCUUUGACCCUAUGCUGUUCUGCAGCUGUGGUUUUGGCAUUUGUCUUGGAAGGAGUUGCCAUCCAGAUGAUUAGCAUGGACCAUUUUCUAACCACUGUCCAGAGGCAAAACUACAGCAUGCUGCACUCCAACCUUUGCACCCCAAACACCCUCUUGAGCGUAGACUUGAACUUUAAACCAAGAGCCUUCACUCUAGUUCUCACCCUGUUUGUUGGGUUUUUACCCUGCCAGCUCGCUCCCCAGCGACACAGUGCACAACCUGCCUUCGGCAUCCAGUACGUGCCCGCAGCGUUGCUAGCACCUGCAUUGCCUGGCUGA
Cariama cristata (Red-legged seriema) is the source of this 646-nucleotide messenger RNA. RefSeq lists its product as uncharacterized. The record is from RefSeq and is a predicted model, not a curated record. Lineage: Eukaryota; Metazoa; Chordata; Aves; Cariamiformes; Cariamidae.